Nomascus leucogenys (northern white-cheeked gibbon) is the source of this 3468-nucleotide messenger RNA. It is a transcript of the gene AOAH, whose product is annotated as acyloxyacyl hydrolase. The record is from RefSeq and is a predicted model, not a curated record. Gene Ontology annotation, biological process: lipopolysaccharide catabolic process; negative regulation of inflammatory response. Gene Ontology annotation, molecular function: calcium ion binding; acyloxyacyl hydrolase activity. Lineage: Eukaryota; Metazoa; Chordata; Mammalia; Primates; Hylobatidae.
UGGGAUGCAUAGCUCGGAGAUGCAGUACCCCUGGAAAAUCCUUAUGGUGGCGCCUCUACUCUUGCUCCUGUCUCUUCAGUCCUCGGCCUCUCCAGCCAACGAUGACCAGUCCAGGCCCAGCCACUCAAAUGGGCACACCUGUGUAGGUUGUGUGCUGGUGGUGUCUGUAAUAGAACAGCUCGCUCAAGUUCACAACUCGACAGUCCAGGCUUCGAUGGAGAGACUGUGCAGCUACCUGCCUGAAAAACUGUUCUUGAAAACCACCUGCUAUUUAGUCAUCGACAAGUUUGGAUCAGACAUCAUAAAACUGCUUAGCGCAGAUAUGAAUGCUGAUGUGGUAUGUCACACUCUGGAAUUUUGUAAACAGAACACUGGCCAACCAUUGUGUCAUCUCUACCCUCUUCCCAAGGAGACAUGGAAAUUUACACUACAGAAGGCAAGACAAAUUGUCAAGAAGUCCCCGAUUCUGAAAUAUUCUAGAAGUGGUUCUGACAUUUGUUCACUCCCGGUUUUGGCCAAGAUCUGCCAGAAAAUUAAAUUAGCUAUAGAACAGUCUGUGCCAUUCAAAGAUGUAGAUUCAGACAAAUACAGCAUUUUCCCGACACUGCGGGGCUAUCACUGGCGGGGGAGAGACUGUAAUGACAGUGACGAGUCCGUGUACCCAGGUAGAAGGCCAGACAACUGGGAUGUCCAUCAGGAUUCAAACUGUAAUGGCAUUUGGGGUGUUGAUCCAAAAGAUGGAGUUCCAUAUGAGAAGAAAUUCUGUGAAGGUUCACAGCCCAGGGGAAUCAUUUUGCUGGGAGACUCAGCUGGGGCUCAUUUUCACAUCUCUCCUGAAUGGAUCACAGCGUCGCAGAUGUCUUUGAACUCUUUCAUCAAUCUACCAACAGCCCUUACCAAUGAACUCGACUGGCCCCAACUCUCUGGUGCUACAGGAUUUCUGGACUCCACUGUUGGAAUUAAAGAAAAAUCUAUUUACCUUCGCUUACGGAAAAGAAACCACUGUAAUCACAGGGACUACCAGAAUAUUUCAAGAAAUGGUGCAUCUUCCCGAAACCUGAAGAAAUUUAUAGAAAGUUUGUCUAGAAACAAGAUGUUGGACUAUCCUGCCAUCGUUGUAUAUGCCAUGGUUGGAAAUGAUGUCUGCAAUGGGAAGAGUGACCCAGUCCCAGCCAUGACCACUCCUGAGAAACUCUACUCCAACGUCAUGCAGACUCUGAAGCAUCUAAAUUCCCACCUGCCCAAUGGCAGCCAUGUUAUUUUGUAUGGCUUACCAGAUGGAACCUUUCUCUGGGAUAAUUUGCACAACAGAUAUCACCCUCUCGGCCAGCUAAAUAAAGACGUGACCUAUGCGCAGUUGUACUCCUUCCUGAACUGCCUCCAGGUCAGCCCCUGCCACGGCUGGAUGUCUUCCAACAAGACGUUGCGGACUCUCACUUCAGAGAGAGCAGAACAACUCUCCAACACACUGAAAAAAAUUGCAGCCAGUGAGAAAUUUACAAACUUCAAUCUUUUCUACAUGGAUUUUGCUUUCCAUGAAAUCAUACAGGAGUGGCAGAAGAGAGGGGGACAGCCCUGGCAGCUCAUCGAGCCCGUGGAUGGAUUCCACCCCAACGAGGUGGCUUUGCUGUUGUCGGCAGAUCGUUUCUGGGAAAAGGUGCAGCUCCAGUGGCCCCAAAUCCUGGGAAAGGAGAAUCCGUUCAACUCCCAGAUUAAACAGGUGUUUGGAGACCAAGGCGGGCACUGAGCCUCUCAGGAGCACGCACCCCUGGGGAGCACAGGGAGGCAGAGGCUUGGGUAAACUCAUUCCACAAACCCUAUGGGGGCUGCCACGUCACAGGCCCAAAGGACUCUUCUUCGGCAGCAUCUUUGCAAAUGUCUUUCUGUCAAUUAAGAGCAUAUCUGGAUGACUGUGCAACGCUGUGUGCUCCUGGGAUCAGUAACCCUUUCGUUGUUCCUGAAAUAAACUUUAAUGAAGUGCUUUGGGUGCCAUUCCAAACAAGAGAGUAUCUGUACCCUUUACAGCUAAUUGUUCUAAAAGGAGUUUCUAAAAACACUUAAGAAGUCCAGCGAUGUUCAGCAAUUUACCCAGGGUCUUGGCAUGCCAGGGGACUGAUCCUCCCUGUAUUGUUGACUUCUUAAAAAUGGCCUGGCAAGCUGAGGCUCCUCCUAUGCAGGCGGCUGGCCAGCUGCCAAGGACUCACACAAGGGGGCAGACCAGGCUUCAUGAGGCCCCCUUGAAAAACAUAACACAAAACUAUAAAUACAAAAUUAGAUACGAACUUGAAUACACAUUUAGAAUGGGGAAAGAAAUCACCACAAAUUACAAAUGUUUAAAAGUUGACAAAGUGCCAUAUAACCUCACAAAGUCCAGAAAAAUGACAAUACAAUUUUUUUCCUUUAAAGUAUUUUAUUAGUUGAUUAGUGGGCAUAAAUGUACAGUUAGAUAAAAGAAAUAAGGCCUAGUGUCCGAUAGAUCAGUAGGGUGACUGUAGUUUACUAAAUGCUAUUGUACAUUUCAUUUCAAAUCGCUAGAAGAAAAUAAUUUGAAUGUUUCUAGCAUAAAGAAAAGACAAAUAUUUAAGGCGAUAGAUACCCAAAGUACACUUAUUUAAUCUGUACAGGAAGACUCCAGAGUAAAGGGAGGGUCCCCCGGCCUGACCACCUCCCUUCUCCCACCCUAUGUGUCGUCUCUGAACCUGUCACUUCCCACCCCUCUAAAAAAGACUUUAAAUUCUCUUAGGCCUGACCACCCACAACCUUGGGGAAUCACCUAACAUCUAACCAGUUCCAUCUUUUGAAUGAGCUCAGGUGGGAAAACAAAGGUACCCAAAUCCUGAGCUCUGACCUUACUCUGAGGCACAGCACCAAGGAACUGAAGGGUGGAAGAGGACGUUGACCCCAUCUCACUUUCUCAGAAAACACAAAUACUGCAAAUAAACACCACAUGGAAAUCAAUACUAAAUACCACUAUUGCCUGCAAAACUGGAGUCUGAGGCCAGGCCUUCUUCCCUGGAUCAGGGGCCCGGGCAAGGCUCAUUUACUUCUGCCUGCAUUUUCUAUGCUCCAGACACAUUCCUUCUUUGAGAUUUGACCAAGUCUUUCUCUCUGGCUUGAGAACGCCCUGUCCCUGUGCUUUGUGUACUUCUUGUAACAGCGCCUAUCCCGUAUUGCUGUACUGGUGCCCCUUGAGCUACUGUCUUCAGCCUUGAGUGUUCCAGAAUGAUGGUGUCUGAGGAUUGUCCACUGAGAGGAACCUGAAGGGCUUUCCUGGGUUGGCAUGCAUCCCUCCCCAUCUCCCCAUUCCUGGAGGGGCUGUGGAAAAAAGCACCGGAACCUGAACUGCAGGCUCCAUGAGAUGGGUACCUGGCCAGUCACGUGUACUCCUGUGUCCAACCCCCAACACAAUGCCUGACCACUGCAGAUGCACAAGAAAUAGCACUGAAUGAAUAAAUGAAUGAGAAGUUA